Molecule: messenger RNA, 1830 nt
Organism: Ricinus communis (castor bean)
Lineage: Eukaryota; Viridiplantae; Streptophyta; Magnoliopsida; Malpighiales; Euphorbiaceae
Product: tryptophan synthase beta chain 1
Exons: 5
Coding region: 188-1579 (463 amino acids)
Biological process (GO): L-tryptophan biosynthetic process
Cellular component (GO): cytoplasm
Molecular function (GO): tryptophan synthase activity
Source: RefSeq, a predicted model, not a curated record
CUUAUUGUUUCUCCACUUUCCUAUGAAACUUGAUAAACAGGAAGGGCUUUAACUUUUGAAUCCUAUAUAUAAAAGCACAUCCAAUGUCUCAACAAGAUCUAUCAUAACAUUAUACACACAAAUAAACCUUCUCUUAAUUAUCUGUGAUCUGUUUAUACAGUCAUACACACACACAAAUUGUACCUUUAUGGAUAUAAGUUGCAGUAUCCAAACCUCUUUCUUUAAUGGUAAACUGCAAAAUUUACGGUCAGCUGUUCGUUAUGUGGCAGCUCAGAGAAGAACUGCAAAUAUCCGUGUAGUUUGUGCUAAAACUUUAACAAGUGAAAAUCCCAACUCCAGUAAAUUGGAUGUUGUAAAGCCAAAGAUAAAGAUCCUAGUUCCAAAUAAUUUACCACUACCCAGCCCCGGAAAAUUUGGGAGGUUUGGAGGCAAGUUCGUGCCUGAGACUCUCAUUACGUGCUUGAGGGAUCUUGAAGCUGUAUUCAAUUCUGUUUUAAAAGACCCUGAAUUUCAGGAGGAGCUUGCGACAGCACUAAGAGACUACGUGGGGAGGGAGACUCCGCUGUAUUACGCAGAGAGGCUCACGAAUCACUACAAGAAUGAAAAAGGAGAAGGACCUGAAAUUUACUUGAAGAGAGAAGAUCUUAACCAUACAGGAGCUCAUAAAUUGAACAACGCAAUUGCUCAGGCGAUGAUUGCCAAACGUAUGGGCAUGGAAACUGUUGUGGCGGCCACUGGUGCCGGUCAACAUGGCGUUGCGACUGCUGCUGCAUGUGCUAAGCUUUCUUUGCAGUGUACUGUUUUCAUGGGUACUUCGGAUAUGGAAAGGCAAUCCUCAAACGUACUCCUGAUGAAACUUUUGGGCGCUGAGGUUAAAGCAGUGGCAGGAAAUUUUAAGGAUGCAAGCUCAGAAGCAAUAAGAGAAUGGGUAGGGAAUUUACAGACGAGCUACUACUUGGCAGGGACUGUAGUGGGUCCUCAUCCAAGUCCAAGCAUGGUCCGGGAGUUUCAGUCUGUAAUAGGAAAGGAAACAAGAAGGCAAGCAAUGGAGAAAUGGGGUGGGAAGCCAGAUGUACUGGUAGCAUGUGUAGGGAGUGGGUCAAAUGCAUUAGGGUUGUUCAACGAAUUCAUAGGAGAUGAAGAUGUGAGAUUGAUAGGUGUUGAGGCUGCUGGAUUUGGUUUAAACAGUGGGAAACACGCAGCAACUUUAGCUAAAGGAGAAGUGGGUGUGUAUCAUGGAGCUAUGAGUUAUUUGUUGCAAGAUGAGGAAGGUCAAAUUAUAGGUCCAUAUUCUAUUGGCGUGGGGUUGGAAUAUCCAGGAGUUAGUCCAGAAUUGAGCUUCCUUAAAGAAAUAGAACGUGCGGAAUUUUAUUCUGCUACCGACGAAGAAGCUAUAAAUGCAUACCAGAGGCUGUGUAAAUUGGAAGGUAUAAUUCCAGCUUUGGAGGCUUCUCAUGCACUCGCAUUUCUGGAGAAACUUUGUCCUAAUUUAUCCAAUGGCACCAAAGUCAUUGUCAGCUGUAGCGGUCGUGGGGAUAAAGAUGCUGCCACAGUCUUAAACUACAAGCAAGACUCAUAAAUAGGCGUACCCAGUAAUUAUUAUUAUUAUUUAUUUAUACAUAUAAUUGGUAUUAUGCGGAAAUUAAAAUAACUGGGCCUAAGACGAUGUGCCUAUAUUUUAUGUCUUACCCAUUUUACUUAUGCUAAUUAUGAUAUCUGCUCAUAAUGAUUGAAACAAUCACGCAGAAGAGAUAUUUUUCCAUCGAUAUGAAAGGUGGAUGUACGGAUGAAGAUAACUAUACACUAUAAACUCCAAAGGAAUCUCUUUAA